AGCGAGUCUUCUUCACGAUUCGUUCCGUGCGUGCGAAGUCGCUCGUGUCGCUGGGGCGGUGACCUCUCUCUCUACGACCCCCGACCCCGACCCCCCGAUCCCCGACCUCUUUCUCUGCUAUUCGUUGCGAAUAAAGAAUCCAUCUAUACUUCUCUUUUGCAUUGCAGCUCCGAUCGCGGUUGUUCAGCUCUGUACGAAGCUCUUGUUCGUUCGCGUUUCUCCGGCUGCCCCAGCAGGUUUCAUUCUCCAGAUCACUUACAAAUUCUCUGAGUUGAAGGCACCCUAGGCAAUUGAUUCAUGAGGACAUCAGUGAAGGGUUGUUGGUGAUCUAAGAUGAGGUUAAUGGUAUCAUUAAUUUGGUUUCAGCCCUUUUGUUUUGAACUACUCCAUUUUGAUGGUUUUACAAGUCUUGGUUGGUGUUGGAGGUCUCGAUGGUGGAAUAGUGAAAUUCUGAGUCUCGAAGUACUUGGCAUUUAAGGAGUGCACCAGAAAGAUGCAUGUGCAGGCACAUAUGUCUGGACAGAUUUCAGGGCAGGUACCAAAUCAAGCUGGCUCCCAGUUGUCGGGUCUACCUCAGCCGAAUGGAAAUUCUCUACCUUCCCAGAUGUCAAAUUUAGGUGGUUUUCGUGGUAUGUUCAAUAUGGAUCCUGAUUUUUCUAUGGUGCGCAAAUAUAUGCGGGAAAGAAUCCACCAACUUUUCCAGCAGCGGCCACCGACAUCUCAUGAAAUGCAGGCAAGGAUACCGGACAUUGUAAAGCGCUUGGAGGAGUGUCUGCUUAAGACUGCCAACUCAAAGGAGGAAUAUAUGAACAUGGACACAUUAGAGCAUCGCUUACAAGCUCUACUCAGACGAUCAGCUCCCAUUAACCACAAUCAGCAUCUUAUUUCUUCUUCCUCAUCCAUUGGUACAAUGAUACCAACCCCUGGUAUGUCACACAGUGGAAGCUCAAAUUCAACUGUUACUUCUAUGGACAAUUCCAUGAUUGCUGGCAAUUCUUGUAAUUUGAUGGCAUCAAACACGGUCAACAGAGGAAGCUUGUUGACCACUGCCAAUGGGUCUGCUGGUGGCAUUCACGGGUCCCUAUCUAAUGGAUAUCAGCAAUCACCUGCCAAUGUCUCAAUUUGCUCUGGUGGAAAUAAUGUGACGUCAUCAAUGGGUGUGCAAAGAAUUUCCAGCCAAAUGAUUCCUACACCUGGGUUGGUUAGUACCCAGUCCUCCAUGAAUUCUGAAUCCUCUAAUACUGGUGUUGGGUUUUCGACUGUUGAUUCCGCGAUGAUUUCACAGCCCCAGAAGCAGAAACAAUACAUUGGUGGUCAAAACAGCCGUAUAUUGCACAGCCUUGGAGGGCAAAUGGGCAUUGGUACAAGGUCUAGCUUGCCUCAGAAUCCCUCAACGUAUGGAUUUUCGAAUGGAGCUCUAAAUGGUGGGUUGGGUGUGAUGGGGAACAAUAUGCAACUGCUGAAUGGGCCUGCAGCAUCUGAAGGUUAUGGUUCUGCCUCUACCUAUGGUAGUUUACCAAAGCCUCAAAAUCAACACUUUGAUCCACAACGUCCGCAACAAUUGAUGCAAACUCUGUCCCAGCAAAUGAUUCCAUCUGGAUGUGAUGGAUAUACAAUGAAUGCUGCUGAUCUAACUGGGUCGGGAAACUUAUAUGGCUCCGCAACAUCUGUUGGAUCUGCUAUUAAUAACCAGAGUCCAAUCACAGCCAGCUUGCAGGCUAAGUCAAAAGCCAACUCUUUAACGGCCUCUCAGCCUAAUAUGCAAGCAUUACAACAGACUGCACAUAUAAAGCCCCAAAAUGUUGAUGAAUCGUCAAAGAUGAAUUUCCAAUCUCACCACUCAGGUAGGGAAAAUUUGUUGCAAUCUCAUCAACACACGCAGAAGUUUCAGCAACAGCCUCAUCAGUUUCAACAACAACAAUAUCUUCAACAUCCACAAAGGCAACAAUUUCAGCAGCAGGAGCAGCAGCAACAACUUUUGGUGAAGAAUGAUGGUUUCAGACAGUCUCAGUUGGCUUCAGGUAUAGGUGGUCAACUAACUUCCGAGUGUCGAACAGAAUCUCAUAAUGAAAUCCUCCCAUCGCUGGUUCAUGAACAGUUCCAGCUUUCUGAGUUUCAUAAUCAAUUCCAGCAGAAUAAUGCUGCUGAUCCAUCUGGCCAACAGGAUUUAGGCUCAUCAAUUCCCCAGGAUUCUCAUCAAAUGCAACAAUUAUCGCAUCAACAUCAGCUGUUGGCAGAGUCCCAUAAUGAUUUUAGUUGCCUCUCUCCUGGAGUACAAACAGAACCUGUACUUCAGGGCCAAUGGCAUCCUCAAUCACAGGGAACGUCUGAUAUACAAGAUUAUUCUUCACAUCACUGGCAUGUCCAAGAGGAAUUUCAUCAACGAAUAAGUGGACAAGAUGAAGCUCAACGACCUCAUCUAUCUUCAGAAGGAUCUAUCACUGGUCAAACUGCCGCUUCAAAAAGUACUGUGGUGCACCCAACUUCAAGUGGGGCAUCCUGUAGACCUGGAAAUGCAACAGAACGGCGGUGGCGGAAUCAGCAGAGGUGGUUGCUGUUCUUGGAUCAUGCUCGUGCAUGUUCAACUCCAGAAGGAAAAUGCCCUGAAGUUAAUUGUGUCACUGUACAAAAGCUGUGCAGGCAUAUGCUGCAGUGCAAUGUUAAUAAUUGUUCAUAUCCUCGCUGCCAACCCUCCAAGGUAUUGCUUCUACAUUUCAGAAAUUGCAGUGGGCCAGAGUGUCCCGUUUGUGUUCCUGUCAAGAAUAUUCUACAGUUGAAUCGUCAGGCACACUCUCGUCCAUCAUUAGACAGUGGUUUACCUAAUCAGAUCAAUGGAUCUUGGAAAUCCAUUGAUACUGGAACUGGAGACACUUCAAAAAUGGCUUCAAAAACUAGUUCUUCAACUGCUGAAACUUCAGAAGACCUACAUUCCUCGGUGAAACGCAUAAAGAUAGAGCAUCAUUCCCCAACUCUUAUGCCCAAGGGUGAAGCGACUGGCCAACCUCUUGUGUCCCCAGAUGCUCAGACCCAAGUGUGCCAACAGAUUGAAAUGUGUAUGACUGUUAAAUCUGAGGUUCCCGAAGUGAAGAUGGAACCACCUGUAAAUUCUGGUCGUGGAAGUCCUAAUUUUAGUGAAAUGAAGAAGGAUGGUUUAGAUGACAGCUACAAUGUGAGACCUGGUGAACCUAUUAUUCUAAUUGAGACAGAUGGCCUUGCUAAUCAAGAAAGCAUGAAAGUUGAGAAAGAGAUUGAUCAGGCUAAGCAGGAGCUAAAGCAGGAGACCACUACUACCUUGCCUUCUGAACAGUCCACUGGAACCAAAUCAGGAAAGCCAACAAUAAAGGGUGUAUCACUAACUGAACUUUUCACUCCAGAGCAAAUUCGGGAGCAUAUUAUUGGUCUAAGGAAAUGGGUUGGCCAGAGUAAAGCUAAGGCUGAAAGAAACCAGGCAAUGGAACAUUCAAUGAGUGAGAACUCUUGUCAGCUGUGUGCAGUGGAAAAACUUACAUUUGAACCUCCACCUAUAUAUUGCACACCUUGUGGUGCACGCAUCAAGCGGAAUGCCAUGUAUUAUACUGUGGGAACUGGUGACACACGGCACUACUUUUGUAUUCCUUGCUACAAUGAGGCUCGUGGAGAGAUCAUUGAGGUUGAUGGAACUGCUAUUCCGAAGACAAGGCUAGAGAAGAAGAGAAAUGAUGAAGAAACUGAAGAGUGGUGGGUUCAAUGUGAUAAAUGCGAGUUUUGGCAACAUCAAAUAUGUGCUCUCUUCAAUGGUCGAAGAAAUGAUGGGGAAGCUGAAUACACUUGUCCUAAUUGCUACAUAGCAGAGAUUGAAAGGGGAGAGCGUAAGCCCUUACCACACAGUGCUGUUCUUGGUGCAAAGGAUUUACCCAGAACAAUCCUUAGUGACCAAAUAGAACAGCGACUUUUUAAACGACUGAAGCAGGAGAGACAAGACAGGGCCAGGUUUCUGGGGAAGAGUUACGAUGAGGUUCCAGGAGUAGAAGCACUGGUUGUGAGAGUGGUAUCAUCUGUUGACAAAAAGCUGGAAGUGAAGCAAAGGUUUUUGGAGAUUUUUCAAGAAGAGAAUUACCCCUUGGAAUAUCCAUAUAAAUCAAAGGUAGUUCUGUUAUUCCAGAAGAUUGAAGGUGUAGAAGUUUGCCUCUUUGGCAUGUACGUUCAAGAAUUUGGUUCAGAAUGCCAGUUCCCAAAUCAGCGGCGAGUGUAUCUGUCGUAUCUGGAUUCUGUCAAAUAUUUCAGACCUGAAGUUAAAACAGUUACAGGAGAGGCUCUUCGUACAUUUGUGUACCAUGAAAUUCUUAUAGGAUACCUUGAGUAUUGCAAGAAACGGGGUUUCACAAGCUGCUAUAUAUGGGCUUGCCCACCAUUGAAGGGUGAAGAUUAUAUUUUAUACUGUCAUCCUGAAAUUCAGAAGACACCAAAAUCUGAUAAGCUCAGGGAAUGGUAUUUAGCAAUGUUAAGAAAAGCGGCCAAGGAAAAUAUAGUGGUUGAUCUGACUAAUUUAUAUGAUCAUUUCUUCGUGUCUACUGGUGAAUGUAAGGCUAAGGUAACUGCAGCUAGACUGCCAUAUUUUGAUGGUGACUACUGGCCUGGUGCUGCGGAGGAUAUGAUUAAUCAGCUCCGUCAAGAAGAAGAUGGUAGAAAACAACAAAAGAAAGUCAAAAAGAGUAUAACAAAAAGGGCCUUGAAAGCUGCUGGACAAGCUGAUCCUUCUGGCAAUGCCUCAAAAGACGUUUUACUAAUGCAGAAACUUGGUGAAACCAUCAGUCCAAUGAAAGAAGAUUUUAUCAUGGUUCACUUGCAGCAUGCCUGCACUCACUGUUGUAUUCUUAUGGUGUCUCAAAAUCGUUGGAUUUGUAAACAGUGCAAAAAUUUUCAGCUUUGUGACAAGUGUUAUGAAGCUGAACAGAUAAUUGAAGAGAAGGAUAGACAUCCAAUCAACAGUCGGGAAAAGCAUGCACUCUUCCCUGUCGAAGUGACUUACGUACCUGCGGAAACUAAAGAUAAAGAUGAGAUUCUUGAGAGUGAAUUCUUUGACACUAGGCAGGCGUUUCUGAGUCUCUGUCAAGGAAAUCAUUAUCAGUAUGAUACCCUACGCCGGGCUAAGCACUCUUCAAUGAUGGUCCUGUAUCAUCUUCAUAAUCCAACUGCACCUGCUUUUGUGACAACAUGCAUUAUCUGCUAUCAUGACGUUGAAGCUGGUCAGGGAUGGCGUUGCGAAAUAUGCCCUGAAUAUGACGUAUGCAACGCGUGUUAUCAAAAGGAUGGUUGUGUUGAUCAUCCUCAUAAGUUGACAAAUCAUCCCUCUACGGCCGAUCGGGAUGCACAGAACAAAGAAGCUCGGCAGAAACGAGUUAUGCAGCUUAGGAAAAUGCUUGAUCUUUUGGUGCAUGCUUCUCAAUGCCGCUCUCCACACUGCCAGUACCCAAAUUGUCGCAAGGUUAAGGGGCUCUUCCGCCACGGCAUUCAAUGCAAAAGACGUGCUUCUGGAGGUUGUCUCCUCUGUAAGAAAAUGUGGUAUCUCCUUCAACUUCAUGCCCGAGCUUGCAAAGAAUCUGAAUGCCACGUACCACGUUGCAAGGACUUGAAAGAACAUUUAAGGAGGUUGCAGCAACAAUCUGAUUCUCGGCGGAGGGCUGCAGUGAUGGAGAUGAUGAGACAACGAGCAGCGGAGGUUAAAGGGAAUACAGGAUGAUGAACUUGUACAUAUAGAUGGACUUCUGGGAGAUCAACCUCAAGGGAAACGACUGAUCUCAUUCAUUAGGGUGGUCACGUGAGCUUCUACCAGAACUGUUUUGAGGUUCUUGGAGCAAAGAAGCAGUUCAACUACUAGAUGCUGAAGGGAAAAGAGUGACAACAGAUAUUCUAGGAGUAUUCGUGGUCAACACUCUGCGGUAUAGUCAGUGUGGUAUACAAGCCAGAGUUGUCCUCUUCAACCACUGCUAACCAUGUCCUUCCAAUAUGCCAGUUGGAGUUAGUAUUGAUCGAUCUUCAGCCCCGCUGAGGUUAUUCUUUGAUUUAUCCUCUGUAUUUCUGUGCCAUCCUUGGCUGGCCUAGUGUACAAUAGAUGUCAUAAUUUGUCCGAAAUAUAAAGUAAAAGAAAAGGGGGGUGGGUGAUCUUCCUUGGAAAGGAGAUUUGGGGAGUCGGUCUUCUUUUUCCCUUUAUUUUUGGGGGUGGGGGAAGGGCAGCCCCUGCAUUUGUUGCUGUCCUGUUUUGUAGAAUUCCGUUUUAUUUAAAGGUGAAGAAAGAAUAAGUAUUUCCAAA
Messenger RNA from Macadamia integrifolia, 6289 nucleotides. Its product is annotated as histone acetyltransferase HAC1-like. Lineage: Eukaryota; Viridiplantae; Streptophyta; Magnoliopsida; Proteales; Proteaceae. The coding region runs from base 494 to 5719 and encodes 1741 amino acids. Gene Ontology annotation, biological process: positive regulation of transcription by RNA polymerase II. The transcript has 17 exons. Gene Ontology annotation, molecular function: zinc ion binding; transcription coactivator activity; chromatin DNA binding. Gene Ontology annotation, cellular component: histone acetyltransferase complex; transcription regulator complex. The record is from RefSeq and is a predicted model, not a curated record.